Puccinia graminis f. sp. tritici CRL 75-36-700-3 is the source of this 4258-nucleotide messenger RNA. RefSeq lists its product as uncharacterized. Gene Ontology annotation, molecular function: ATP hydrolysis activity; ATP binding. NCBI's taxonomy places the organism in Eukaryota, Fungi, Basidiomycota, Pucciniomycetes, Pucciniales, Pucciniaceae. The coding region runs from base 266 to 3580 and encodes 1104 amino acids. The transcript has 6 exons. The record is from RefSeq and is a predicted model, not a curated record.
CCUUCUUCUCCUCCACUCCAGCGUCUCACCCACCCUCGAUCGCACGCCCACCGCCCCUCCCCCUCUUGACCAUCCUCCUCCCUCUUGACCGUCCCAACCACCAGCACAAAACAAACAUCAAAUAUUAUAGAAUUGCUUCUCUUCCUUCUCCCAUCUUCAUCGAUUAGUUCCUUCAAUCGUUACUGGCUCAACUUUCUAUCUUUAUUUCUUAAUUCCAGCUUGAUUUCUUCCUUCGAUAUAGAUAAGAGACUUCAUCAAAUCAAAAAUGACUGAGAACACUAACGGCGACGGUCCUUCGACUUCCGCCCUCCUCCAAUCCCUCUAUUCGGCUCCUGAUGCUCCUAGUUGCACCGUUGCCGCUCGCGCAUUGGCUAAUCACAUUCAAUCCACCGGCAUUCACAUCCUGGCUAUCGAUGCCAUCACCGAUGAUCUGAUUCGUGCUUCCCGCUCCAAGCUUGGCUCUGAACGUGAGAGCUCGAUGAUCGCAAUCGAAGAAAUCUGUCGGACCGUCGGUGCUGGAGGUGGUGUGGAGCCCUAUCUCUUGCCACUUCUGCCGAUCAUCUUGGAACGCUACCCUGAAACUGGAAAGGCCGAGGUCGUCGGUAAGGCUGCAGAGAAAGCUGCCAAACAGUUGAUCAAGUUAUCUCAACCGGAGGGAGUUCCUAGGUUCAUCAAGGUACUCUUCGAUAUCCUAUCCACCUCGAGUGUCAAGUGGAAGACCAAAGCAGGUGCACUCGACCUCUUCGCCAGUCUGGUUAAGAUUGGACCCGAUCAAGUCGCCGAACGACUGGGUGAAAUCAUCCCACCACUCACUCAAGAGAUGAGAGAUACUAAACCUGAAGUUAGUGCUGCCGGCCAUAAGGCUGCUAUGGCCGUCUGUGGAGUACUCUCAAACUUGGACGUCUUACCAUUUGUGCCGGUCUUGGUCAACUGUAUGGCUCGACCUGACACCGUACCCGAGGCCAUCAAACAGCUCUCGGCUAACGUUUGGGUCAGAGAUGUCGACGGUCCGACUCUCGCGGUCUUGGUUCCCCUACUCCAACGAGCACUCUCUGAGAGAAGCUCCAUCGUCCAACGACAAACCGUCAUCCUGGUCGGGAACUUGUUCAAGCUCGUCCGAUCUCCCGAUCUUGCCCAUCUUCACUUGAAGAAUCUCUUCCCGGGUGUCAAUCGAAUCGCUGAGACUGCCUCGUUCCCCGAAGUUCGUGAAUUCGCUCUCCAAGCCGUCAAUACACUCAUCCUAUCCUCUGGUGCCGAUGAGUCUACAGUUGCCGCACUCAAAAACUCUGCCCAAGCUAGUACCGGUCCUAGUCCGAUUCCCUCUACACCUGGCACACCCUCCGUGAAACUGACGGAUGAAGACGAGAUCUUGGCUCAGCGAUCUCUCAAAUCCUUAAUCGGGAAGAUGGCUCAUGUUACCGUGAACCCGUUCAUCGAAACCUCAAUCUCUUAUCAAGCUGGCUCUAUCGCCAGCCUGGUUCGCAAGCGUGACUUUGAAGAAGCCCAGUGGACUCGAUACACCGUGCCUUACCUGUCCCGUUUCAUGCCUGCCGAAGACGCCGAGAAAAUCGCCAAGGAGAACUUGAAAAGAUGGCUGGAAAUUGACAAGGAGCGUUACUACAAGGCUGCCGGCGAUGAUGAUGAUGACCCAACUGAGAAAAUUGUCAACUUGACGUUUUCCUUGGCUUAUGGAGGUCUGUUAUUACUCAACCAUACGGUCCUCCAACUUCGUCGUGGUUGGCGUUAUGGUGUUUGUGGUGCUAACGGUUGUGGUAAAAGUACUCUCUUGAAAGCCAUCAACCGACACCAAAUCGAAAACUUCCCUGAAAGUGUGUCAACCUUUUAUGUUGAGCACGACAUCGAUGGGGAAGAUGCGGAUGUUACCUGCCUACAGUUUUUGAUUGCCGACAAGUUUGUUAAGGCAAAGAAUUUGACUCAAGACCAGAUUUCCGAGCGAAUGAGAGAGUUCGGAUUUGAUGACGCACGCCAGGCAUGCAAAGUCCAAUCACUCUCCGGAGGUUGGAAGAUGAGGUUAGCGUUGGCAAGAGCAAUGUUGUGUGAGGCCGACCUGCUACUAUUGGAUGAACCCACCAAUCACUUGGAUCGAGCAUCGAUUGAAUGGCUUCAAGAUUACCUCAAGGCCCAAACUAAAGUCACCAUCUUGACCGUGUCACACGACUCUGGUUUCCUCGACUCGAUUUGUACGGACAUCAUUCAUUAUCAAAAUAAACAGCUAGUCUACUAUCGUGGUAAUCUCUCCAAGUUCGUUGAGAAAUAUCCCGCUGCUCGAAGUUACUAUACUCUGUCAGCUUCUUUGGUCAAGUUUGUCUUCCCCCCACCUGGUGCACUCAUGGGAGUUAGGUCUCAAACGCGUGCGAUUCUGAAGGCUACCAAUGUCACAUUCACUUAUCCAGGGGCCCCAAAACCAAGUUUGAUGAAUGCCUCGUGUGCCGUCACUCUCUCCUCACGAGUCGGAGUGGUCGGGCCCAAUGGGGCUGGUAAAUCGACACUCAUCAAACUCUUGACUGGUGAAACGGUGCCUGACACCGGUAAAAUCGAAAAACAUCCCAACUUGCGUGUGGCGUAUGUCGCCCAACACGCAUUCCAUAACAUCGGUGCUCAUUUGGAAAAGACUGCUGUCCAGUAUAUCGCUUGGCGAUACCAAGACGGCCAUGACCGUGAGCAAGCCAUGAAAGCUUCUCGAGUGUUGUCUGAGGAAGAAAAGAAGCAAAUGGAGGUGCCGAUCGAAGGGAAAAACGGAGAGAAACGCAAGUUGGAAAUGAUUAUUGGGCGACAGAAGCUCAAGAAGUCGUUCCAAUACGAAGUCAAAUGGAAGAACCUUGACCAUCGCCACAACACGUGGCUUCCGAGAGAGAAAUUGAUGGAAGCUGGGUUCGGCAAAUUGGUACAAGAGCACGAUGAUCUAGAAGCCUCCAGGGAGGGAUCUGGUAGCAGGGACCUAUCAUUCAAAGUCAUCCGACAACACUUGAUCGAUGUUGGCUUGGAUGGUGACAUUGCCGAGUACAAUGAAUUGAAGGGAUUGAGUGGAGGUCAGAAGGUUAAGGUUGUCAUCGCAGCUGCUCUCUGGAGUAAGCCGCAAGUAUUAAUCCUAGAUGAACCGACCAACUUCUUGGACAGAGACGCGUUGGGAGGAUUAGCGGUAGCCAUCCGAGACUGGGCAGGAGCGUUUGUGUGUAUCUCGCACAACGAAGAGUUUGUCGGAGCGUUAUGUCCGGAGAUCUGGAAUGUAGAUGGUGGAAAGUUAGUUCACAAGGGCAAAGCGGCGGUUGUUGAAGGGGAUGCAUUUGAGGACGGGAAGCGAUUGGGCAGCGGGUUGAAUAGCAAGAAGGGCACGCCGUCUGGAAGCAAAUCAGCUACCCCUCUCCCUAGCGCUACCAACUCUGAUAACGAAACUGGCUCCCCUGCCGACCCCAGCAUGCCAAUCGUUAAGAAAAAGAAGCUCACUCGAAAACAGCUCAAGGAUCGUGAAGAACGUAGACGAAUGAGGAAGUUGAAAUGGCUCUCCGAUUCUACUGGUGCUCCUCGUGAGCCGGAUACUGAUACUGAGGACGAGCAUUGAGUGUGAUUUCUUCUCCCAAGAUCAAUCUAAUCAAUUUUGGUUUUAGUUUUGGUCAGCUUUCUUUUUCCAUCUAUCUUAGAUACACUUUGUAUGAGAUUUUUUCUUCUUCAAGCUUGGUUUGUUUUGUUUUGUUUUGAGGUGAGAAUAAUUGGAGCGCUGUUCUUAAGGUGAUGUUAGAUGGAUUUGUUUCUCUAAACAUACAUAAAACACAUACAUACAUAUACAUAGACACGAUCUCUCCUGUUCAUGAUUGUCUGUUUUCAUUUCUCAACCUUUGUUUUUCAUUUUUCUGAUAUAUAUACAUAUAGAGUGUCAUUUCUUGUCCACAACUUUCCUUUCCUUUUUUGGAAAUCAAUCAAUACAUGAGGAUGUUACAUGUCAUGGACACAUCAUAGAAUAUGAAUAUAUUGAUUGGUAGUCUAGUACUACAGGUUCUGGUUAUUAUUAUUACAAGUUUAUGAUGUUGAUCACUCAUCUUUGGGUCUUGUUGAUCCACAGAUAUCUGUUCAUCUGAUCUCUCUUAAUUGUCAAGUCCUCCUAGUCCUAUCAUCACACAUUUUUCUUUCUGGUUUCUUUGUUUUUUUUUCUCUUCCUUUAAAUACAUAUAUAAAGUCUCUCAAGAAUCAAGAAUUUAACUCAGUUAAAUAUUCCUUUAUAAUCAAACUUCACACAAGCCCA